Messenger RNA from Closterium sp. NIES-67, 1959 nucleotides. Lineage: Eukaryota; Viridiplantae; Streptophyta; Zygnematophyceae; Desmidiales; Closteriaceae. The record is from the annotation of a GenBank genome assembly.
AACCCCAACCCAACCCUGCUGAUGGAACCCCGCCAGCACAGCACAGGACCAGCUCACUCUACUAGGACAAGCCACUGAACUGCUGAUUCUCUCCGCCGUAUUUAAUACUUUCCACUUCCGUCGGUAGUUAGCUUCUGUUACACUCUAAGCGUCGCUCACUGCUCCUUAGGAGCGCGCGUCGCUGGAUGGUUGGCGAUCUGGCUGGGCGCGAGCUCCUGCGAGGGGUCCAGAGCACGUGGAUGCCGCGUGCCCGCGAGUUCGCCGCGCGAGUAGGCCGGGAUCCACUCGCGUGCCUGUCCUGGAGCCGCAUCGGCCCCGGUGCUCGAGUUUCGACCGUUAGGGGCGAGAUCUGCCGAAGCGUGGUCAGGGUUUCGCCGGUGGUCGCGGGAGGAUUUCUAGGUGACGGCAAGGUGACGCGGCACGGGGAGGGGAGACACUCGGCGGGUGGGUGAGAGCAUGGCGCGCGAGGGGGAGGCCGGGGUGCUGGUCGCAGAUCCGCGGAGCGGAGGUGGGCAGAGGGACGACGGGCUAAUGGAGCGACACGACGAUGGAUUCCGUGCUGACGUGGAGGACGCGGAUGAUGACGGUAUGAUGGAUCAUCUGAGCGAUCCGGGGGUUUAUUUCCAGCAGGAGACGGCGAACGAGUUGGCGCUGUCGCAGGCCAUGCGAUGGGGCAGCCCGGACGACGACGUCGCGAACAAGUCCAACUAUUCUCACACGACGCCCGUCAGCCCGACUGCGGGUGAUCUUGAUCGAGACGGGUCUCCAUCCAGGGAGCGCGGGGAGGCGGAAGCGGAGAUGGCGCGCGAGGAGGCGGAGAAGAGCGCCUUUUUGAGCGACGCGUCCGUGGAGAAUGUGGCGCUGUGGAGCCGCAGCCGCACGACCAUGGAGCACGACGACUACGACCGCUUGUUCGACGCGCACGGCGGCCUGCACCCCGGCGGCGACCGCGGUAAGAUGCGCGCAGAGGGGGACGAAGACGAGGGGGAAGAGGGGGAAGAUGGGGGAAAGUUUGGGGAGGGUGGAAACGAAGGGUUUGGUUAUCGGGAUGGGACGGGAGCAGACGGAUUCGACGCGGACGAAGACUACGAUAACGGUAACGAUAACGAGAAUGAUGACGUCAUGGGGUUCCAGUUCUGGCGCACGUCACUUCAGCAGGACGGCAGCGCGGACGGGCAGCACGCGGACGACGCGGAGUCGGCGCGAGUGGCGGAGUACGGCACGAUGUGGCACAACAUGACGGGGCACCUCGAGAACAUGAAGGACGACUGGGCGGAGGCGCAGGCCGUGGCGGAAGGGGAGGCGGGAGCGCGGACGAGGCGGAAGACGACGACGAUGCGCGGAGCCAGGCGUCCGCGCACUCCGACACGGCGCUGCUGCUGGACCACCUGCAGCUGGGGGUGUCGGGGCCGCUGUCCGUGCUGCCGUGGGACGAGGAGGCGGAGGAGGAAGCGGCGCAGGAGGCUGCGCGGGAUGCGCGGGAGGAGAUCCGCGCGGCACGGGCGGAAAUGUACUUCAGUCCAGAGGGGGAGGAAGCGGAAGGGCCUCGUGGGGGAGAGGAGCCGUUUUCUCUGGGCCCAUCCGCCGUCGAUGCCAGAGGCGCGGAUGGCCUUCCGCAGCGGGACGCUUCCGCCGCCCCCCCCCAAGCGGACAUUGGCGCGGGGAUUCUGCAGCCAGUGAAGGCGCAACUAGCGACCAGGCGGAGCGGACUGAGCCCCGCUCUGACCUGAUGCUUCCGCGCAUCCGCACCACGGGGGACCUUCUCCUCGCCUGCCCGCCCACAGGCGCGUCCUCCCCCGUCGGCGCAGAGGCAGUCGCCGCGGACGUGGGGGCGGCGGACGCGCAGUCCAUGCCGGAGCUGGGGGACGUGCAGCUCUCCGCAGCGGAAGGGAGCGCAAGCGCGGGAAUCGGCGCGGGGGAAGGCAUUGGCGGAGCGAUUUCCGCGGCGAAAGCGGCAGG